CGGACACAACAUUCACGAUGAAGGCGGAUAGCGAACAUAACUCUAUUCUUGGCAAGGGACGGGACAGUGUUCGUUUAGUCUCGAAUGACGAGUUUGGUGACGGUGUUUACAUCUUUGAUAUCAACCACAUGCCAGUAGGCUGCGGAACA
This is a messenger RNA of Acaulospora colombiana, 149 nucleotides long. Lineage: Eukaryota; Fungi; Glomeromycota; Glomeromycetes; Diversisporales; Acaulosporaceae. The record is from the annotation of a GenBank genome assembly.